Molecule: messenger RNA, 1867 nt
Organism: Zea mays
Lineage: Eukaryota; Viridiplantae; Streptophyta; Magnoliopsida; Poales; Poaceae
Exons: 7
Coding region: 51-1028 (325 amino acids)
Source: RefSeq, a predicted model, not a curated record
AUGAUCCAAUCAAUGCUACAAAAAAGAGGCCUGCAAGGGGCAUAACUAAGAUGGAGGGAAUAUUCUCAAGGUCACCUGAAAUGCCAAAAAUCAAAAUUUUACUCAAUGAUCGAGGUCAGCCUAUUGGUAAAAGUGCUAGACAACUUUCAAGUGCUAUUGGGUGUCAAGUUAGAAAGAAAUUGUCUAUUGCUACCACGGACUGGAGGCUUGUUGAUAUAAACAAGAAGUAUGAGUUGUGGGAGGAUAUAAAGACAUAUUAUGAUGUAGAUGCUGCUGCCUUAAACUGGGUUAUGCGCACAGCUGGAAAGAAGUGGAAGCAAUUUAAAGCAUCCAUAAAGCAACGAUACUUCAAUCCUGAAUUGUCUAUAAAAGAAAUUCCAGAAUAUCCUGAUAAGAGGGUUAAUGAUGAUGAUUGGCACUCUAUGUACAACUAUUGGAUGUCUUCUGAAUUUCAGGAUCGCUCAGAAAAAGCUAAAAUAAAUCGACAAAAGCUAAAGAUGCACCAUACAGCCGGCAGUGUGAGCUAUGCAUGUUCAGAAUAUGAUUUGGCUGUGAAACUAGGACGUCCUCCACGAAGAGAUGAAAACUUUAUCCAAACCCAUACAAGAAAAAAUGGUGUUCCUACAGAACAGGCAAAACCAAUAAUUGACCAACUUAAUGAUGUUCUUGGAGUAUAUCCAGAGUUAAAGGACCGGUCAAUUCAAGAGGGUGAUGCAUUCUCUAUUGUUUGUGGACCGAAAGAGCCAAAAGGAUAUGUUCGUGUUUUGGGUUUAGGCCCUACUCCUCAAGAUAUUGGCACUCCAGAGUUGAAGUCUUAUACUGAAACAAGACUACAAAUGGAGAUUCUUGCUCGUACAAAGGUUCAAAGUGAGAAGGCUGCUUUAGAAGAGCAUGUACUUGAGCUACAGACUCAAAUUGAGCAAAGGGCUCAACCAGACCGGGCAAGUGAAGAGCCCAUGUCACAUCGCGGCUCUACUUCAUUUCAACAUAAGGUAUUCAAUAUUUUCAUUCAUGCUGCUUUAUCCUAAUUUUCUAGAUUCCUUGUACUAUGCUAUGAAAUUGUGUUUCUUAAGGUGACGAGGAACAAGUUUGCUGCUGAGGAUGAGGAAGACAAUGAAGAAUAUUGUGCUUCUGAAGAUGAGGAAUUAGAUGAUGAGGAUGAUCAAAUAUUUCAUCAGAUGCAAGGUGCAAACUCACCAAGAUCUACAAGGCACUUUGCUGAAGCUUCACACUCUAAACAUGAUGAUCUUGUUGGAAAAGAUGUCAUAUUAUAUGCUAUGUUGAGAUCUGAUUUGCCUGUGGCUAAAGGGACAAUUGUUUCUACUAAACCAAGCACCACAGUUGGAGGCCAGAUCCUUGGAAGGCAAUAUUGUGAAGUUAUUGUAACUUGUGUGAUAAAACGAGAUACAGUUUUGCCUCGCCCUUGUGCAAAUGUGGAAACUAUGGCUGAUGCUUACAUGAUGUCAGUUGCAUGGCCGUACAAGAAACUGAAGUUGGUGCAUAAGGCUGCAACACCGUCUAGUGGAGGGUGUUCUGGACAAAGAAAGCUUGUACCUUAAAACAGGAGGAUACAAGAAGCUGGAGUGGUUGUCUGAAGGCUUUUGAACUGCUUGAAGCAUUAGUGUAGCUUUGGUGCUUUUGUGACUGAUCAGCUCUGGAGCAGCUAGAGUGAUGUAGUUGUGGGCUUUUGAACAAUAGCUGGAGUGAUAUGAAACAUUAGUGAUGUAGUUGUGGGCUUUUGAACUGCUUCAAGCUGGAGUGAUGUCGCUGUGGUGCUUUUGUGACUGAUCAUCUCUGGAGCUUUUGUGAAUGAUCUAGCUAUUUGUAAAUGAUCUAAUUGUGAAUGAUAUUAUAAUUGUGAUGCUUU